Lichtheimia ornata is the source of this 1692-nucleotide messenger RNA. RefSeq lists its product as uncharacterized. Bases 1 to 1692 code for a protein of 563 amino acids. Gene Ontology annotation, biological process: protein phosphorylation. Gene Ontology annotation, molecular function: protein kinase activity; ATP binding. Lineage: Eukaryota; Fungi; Mucoromycota; Mucoromycetes; Mucorales; Lichtheimiaceae. The record is from RefSeq and is a predicted model, not a curated record. The transcript has 7 exons.
AUGUUUGUUCACUUGAAGAGCCUUUUACGUCGAGGCAGUUCAAAGCAACAAUCGACUAUGCCAACCAACGGCAAACGCCACAGCAAGCAGCAUGAAAGCGUGGAUGACUUGCCAACCCCGCAUAAUGAAAGUGGAUUACCAUGCUACAACGGCCUAGAGCGUUAUGAGCUUACAAGCAAGCUUGGCGAUGGUGCAUUCUCAAACGUUUACAAAGCAUUCGAUUUGGAUACAAAACGGGAAGUGGCUGUCAAGGCUGUACGAAAACUAGAACUUAAUCAAGCGCAGAGAGCAAGUGUCCUCAAGGAGGUCCAGCUGAUGAGAACCAUUGACCACCCAUCAAUUAUCAAGCUAUAUGGAUUCAUUGAAACUAAAGAACACUAUUUCCUUAUCUUGGAGCUUUGCGAAGGAGGCGAGUUGUUCCAUCGUAUUGUUCGAUUGACCUAUUUCAGCGAGGAGUUAUCCCGACAUUGCAUUCGUCAAGUGGCCGAUGGUAUCCGUUACCUGCAUGAAGAAAAGGGUAUUGUACACAGAGAUAUCAAACCUGAGAACUUGCUUUUUGAACCAAUCCCAUUCAUGGAACGAGUAUCACCGAUGCCACCACAGCAGCCUGAAGGUGACGAUGAGGAACCCAAGGAAGAUGAAGGCGAAUUUGUGCCGGGCUUAGGAGGCGGCGGUAUUGGACGGAUCAAGAUUGCCGAUUUUGGAUUGAGCAAAGUGGUUUGGGACCAACAAACAAUGACACCUUGUGGCACGGUUGGAUAUACAGCACCCGAGAUUGUACGUGAUGAACGCUACUCCAAAUCAGUUGAUAUGUGGGCUCUUGGUUGUGUGUUAUACACGUUGUUAUGCGGCUUUCCACCAUUUUACGACGACAACAUCCAAGUCUUGACUGAGAAGGUUGCUCAUGGACAAUACACGUUUUUAAGCCCCUGGUGGGACACCAUUUCAGAUUCAGCCAAGGAUUUGAUUUCACACUUGCUUUGCAUUGAUCCCAAUGAGAGAUACACGAUUGAUCAAUUCUUUAAUCAUCCUUGGAUGGAGGAGGAACAUCAACAACAUCAGGAGUACCCAUCUGAAUUACCAAAACAACAAGACGAUGACAUUGAACAGACACCUGACACAUCAACCACUGCAACUGCUGAUACCGAUGAUGAGAUAAAAACCGAUGCACCUACAAGCAGCAAACGUAGUAGCUUAAUUGCACCAUCAGCUCCACGCAAUAUACCAAAUGCUACCAACACGACAGAGAAUGGAGCAACCCGUCGGCAUGAUAUGUUCGCACCUAAUAUCAACACGCUCAAGGAGAUGUUUGAUGUGUCAUAUGCCGUGCAACGCAUCACUGAGGAAAAGUCCAGGAGAAAAAACAAUUACACGCUCUCCACCGCAUUCGGUCACCCAUUAAACAUGGAUGCUGGUGAUGAUGCUGAUCAAGCUCUUAUCAACAAACGUCUAAGGAACAGCCGGCAUCAGGACAAGGAUAUCGAUGGUUUACGUACACAAAUGGAAAACUUUACGCUGAUACCACCUUCAACAACAACAACAACAAAUUCAUCGCCUAUCAACAAUGGUAAUGCAACACCUACAACGCCUUUAUUCGAGUUGAGUAUGGAUAAUGCUACUCUUCUUGGUCGACGACGUAACACUGCCACCGCUACUGAUCCCCCAUCCGCUGGCUCGGGCAUCCACCAAUAA